Messenger RNA from Arabidopsis thaliana (thale cress), 246 nucleotides. RefSeq lists its product as uncharacterized. The transcript is spliced from 3 exons. The annotation marks the transcript as partial. The record is from RefSeq and is marked reviewed. Lineage: Eukaryota; Viridiplantae; Streptophyta; Magnoliopsida; Brassicales; Brassicaceae.
AUGGAACUCUGUGCAAAGUUUCCUCCACUGAGGGAAAGAAGGUGUUAUGGCCUGCCCGAGAAGGAGAUUAAGGCUCUUUUUAUGGCAGUGGAGAAGUGGAUGAGGAUGAAGUGUUCUCACUAUGACCUUGCGAAUGUAGCUACUUCUGACUAUGUUCCCCCUCCUAAUCCUUCUACCACUACUGAGCAUAAAACUCUAUCUGUAUGUGAGGAUGAGUACACUAAAUUCCUUCAGUAUCAAGCAGCA